Molecule: messenger RNA, 269 nt
Organism: Acaulospora morrowiae
Lineage: Eukaryota; Fungi; Glomeromycota; Glomeromycetes; Diversisporales; Acaulosporaceae
Source: the annotation of a GenBank genome assembly
UCAAAUUGUUGUACUUGAAUAAUACCGUUUCCAAAGUGCAAGAGAAAUCAAUCACUUCUCGUCUCUUUAGCAUCGUGGCUCUUCUCACAAUUAGGUCGACCUUAAACACCAUGACUGCAUCUCCAUCUUCUCUUGUUUCUACGGUCACCAUCCUUCUGUGUAGUCAAAAUCGCUCCAUCCACGAAAGACAAGCGAAAGUAGAUGUUGGGACCAUUGAUCCUGCAAAAAAAAAAACCUUUACACUGCAAGUAUGCCUUAAGCUGGUUUGA